This is a messenger RNA of Polychytrium aggregatum, 2811 nucleotides long. RefSeq names its product armadillo-type protein. NCBI's taxonomy places the organism in Eukaryota, Fungi, Chytridiomycota, Chytridiomycetes, Polychytriales. The record is from RefSeq and is a predicted model, not a curated record. Gene Ontology annotation, cellular component: nucleus; nuclear cap binding complex. The coding region runs from base 46 to 2586 and encodes 846 amino acids. Gene Ontology annotation, molecular function: protein binding; RNA cap binding; mRNA binding. The transcript is spliced from 15 exons. Gene Ontology annotation, biological process: nuclear-transcribed mRNA catabolic process, nonsense-mediated decay; mRNA export from nucleus.
GUCGCCAUCCAUCAUCUGCAACCUCGACGAUCGACGCACCGCAGCAUGGACUAUCCCGGGGGACGAUACUCGAACUACAAGAGGACAAACAACGGCGAUGGCUCGAGACGAGAUCGCUUUGGUCCCUAUAAGGGCAACCGGCGCUCGCAUUACUACACGCCGCCUCCCAAGACCAAGGAGGAGGAGCUGGAAGAGAGACUGACGUCUCUACUCGUCAAAGUUGGCGACAAGGCCCCCCAGACCAAGAGCAACCUCGAGGUGCUGGUGACCGUCCUGGAGAAGGAGUACCAUGACAACAAGGAGACGAUCCUAAAGGGCCUCAAGCACUGCAUUACCGAGCUUCCGAUGAAAACGAGCAUCUAUGCCACGCUUACGGGCAUCGUCAACACCAAGAACUUUGAUAUUGGCGGCGACAUUCUCUCCUGCCUGAGCGAUGCCAUGGACGAGGCCUUGGCCGGCGGCAACUGGAGAUCCGUGAAGUUGCUGCUGCGCUACUUUGCCGAGCUCGUCAAUGCCAACGUCGUUCUGCCCGGCAGCCUCAUUGCCCUCUACGACGGCUUCCUUCGAGUCAUGUCAGAGCCCAACCCUCGUAUGGAGCGGGUCGAUGCGAUUGUGUACAUUGUCCUUGCCUCGAUCCCCUGGGUUGCUCCCCAGCUGAGCGACCGCGCCAGGGACGACUUUGACAGAGUCCUCCAGACCAUCGAGGGCUACGUGUCCCAGCGACCUGCCAUCGCUCAGGCUUCCGGCGGCCAAGUCGUGCUUGAAGCUCUCAAGAUCAACAGAGGCGCUGUCGCCGACGACCCCUACCCCCAGCUCGAUUUCCUGGACCUGUUGUGGGCCCAGAUCCUUGACCUACGCAAAGAUAACUGGGAAACAGGUAUCCUGCUGAAACCAUAUAGCUAUUUUGAGGACCUCUUCAACCAGGAGCUGCAGCAUGAACUCCGCGAGUUUUCGCUGCCGCCCGACUCCGAGAGCAGUCGCUUCCCAUACCAAGAGCCCAAGUUUUGGAUCUUUGACGAUUCGCUGAUCCCCGAGGGCAAGGUGCACCUCCCUGCGACCGGCACGAUUGCACGCUUCAUCCUCGACGACAUUACCUCGGACAUUAUUCAUCUCUUCCCGCACAACCACCGCGAGUGCGCCAACUACCUGCUUGCGCUGCCAGACUUCCUGAACACCCAGUACAUCGAGGAGCACAACUACAUUCCGCUCGAGACCACGAUCGAGUGUCUGUACUGUGAGCUCGUCAAGCUGCCUCGGAGCCAGGAAAAGUCGGUAUACUAUGCGAUGCUCCUCGGCAACCUGUGUCGAAAUGCCAAGGACAAGGCGCCUUCGAUUUUUGCACGCGCCUUGAAGAUCCUCUAUGCCCGGCUCGACUCCCGCGAAGGCGCGCACGCUGGCACCGAUGUCGAGAGCAUCAAGCGCCUUGGCGAGUGGUUUGCCCACCAUCUCAGCAACUUUGGCUUCAUCUGGAAGUGGCACGACUGGGAGCCGGCCAUCCAAGACCCUACUUCUGCUCAGUUUGUCUUCAUUCGCGAGACCCUGGAGCGCUGCAUCCGUCUGUCGUACUAUGAGAGAGUCAAGGAAGCCGUCCCCGAGAGCUUCCAGAGCGGCGAGUUUCCGAUCUUCCCCUCGGAGGCGCCGGCUCCAGUCUUUGUCUAUGAGGAUGCCGAGCAAUGUGGAGACGCCGAGACGUUUGCGUUGGCAACUGAGCUGUUGGCAGCUAUGAACAAGAAGAAGCCGAUCGAAGAAGUGGAGGCGAUUCUCCUGCGAAUCUCGCGCCACGGAUCAGGCAUGUCGAUCGAUAACGAGAACGCCAUGAGCACCGACGACGCCUACACCGAUGGCAAUGGCGCCCAGCUCGUCCGGGACGUGUUUUUGCAGUGUCUGCUCUCAAACGGAUGCAAAAGCUUCAGUCAUAUUCUCAACAUCAUCGAGCGAUAUCUCGUAGUUUUGCAGAAGCUCAACAGAACGUCCGAGGCCCGCUUGCACAGCACUGCCAUCAUUGCCAACUUUUGGAGACACAACACCCAGUUCCUCGAGAUCGUGCUGGACAAGAUGAUGAACUACCGCGUGAUUGAUCCCAGCAGCAUCAUUUCGUGGGUCCUGAGCGAGGAGGUGCUCGCCGAGCACUACUCGAGAUGGUUUAUCUGGACCACCCUCAAGAACAUCCUGUCCAAGAUCAAUCUCAAGUCGGAGCAGAUUCAGAUCAAGCUCGCGGCUACUCGCAACCGCGACGAAUUCUCGACCAACGAGGAGUCGCUUCAGCUGGUCCAGACCUUGGAGAACUCGCUGUCGACAACCAAUCGUGAGAAGAAGGAGGCAUUCAUUCUCGUGUUCCAGCGCUUCAUCGACCUCAUCACUCGAUACAUCCAGAGCAUGGAGUCGCAGGGCAUCGUGCCUCAGAACACUAUCUGGUGGCGAUGGGUUGUCGGCAACUUCCGCGAGGUUGGCCGCAAUUUCGAGAAGGACAUCUAUACUAUGCUUGUCACUCUGGACGCCGUCGUGUUUACGGAUCACAUUGAUGCCCGAAUCACCCAAAUCUGGCGGGAGAUCAAGCAAAUGUACCAGCGUCGUAUUUUGGCCUGAUCGCCGCCGAGGGCGCACCGAUGCCAUCGAUGCCUGCCGUACUGCUGAGGGAGGGCUCGUCCCAGCCAAACAAACUGAACGUGUAUGCACAACAAGCAAUACAGCGUCUCUCCGAAGUAAACGGGACAUCCAGUUGUCGGGAUUGAGCAUGCAGGCUGUGGUCGGGGGGGGGCAGCAGUCAUCAAUGGGAGAUGUAAUCUCGUUUGGAUCAUCGAACUGCAGUGU